Mycotypha africana is the source of this 2509-nucleotide messenger RNA. RefSeq names its product heat shock protein 90-1. Gene Ontology annotation, biological process: protein folding; cellular response to heat; protein stabilization. The coding region runs from base 1 to 2100 and encodes 699 amino acids. Gene Ontology annotation, molecular function: ATP binding; ATP-dependent protein folding chaperone; ATP hydrolysis activity. Gene Ontology annotation, cellular component: protein-containing complex; plasma membrane; perinuclear region of cytoplasm. The record is from RefSeq and is a predicted model, not a curated record. The transcript is spliced from 3 exons. NCBI's taxonomy places the organism in Eukaryota, Fungi, Mucoromycota, Mucoromycetes, Mucorales, Mycotyphaceae.
AUGAGCGCCGAAACUGAAACUUUCUCAUUCCAAGCUGAAAUCUCUCAGUUAAUGAGCUUGAUCAUUAACACUUUCUAUUCCAAUAAGGAAAUCUUUUUGCGUGAAUUGAUCUCUAAUGCCUCUGAUGCCUUGGACAAGAUUCGUUAUCAAUCUUUGACUGACCCAUCCGUUCUCGAAUCUGGCAAGGAUCUUUAUAUCCGCGUCAUUCCCGAUAAAGAACAUAACAUUCUGUCUAUUCGUGAUACAGGUGUUGGUAUGACCAAGGCCGAUUUGGUUAACAAUUUGGGUACUAUUGCCAAGUCUGGCACUAAGGCCUUCAUGGAAGCCCUUUCCUCUGGUGCCGAUAUCUCAAUGAUUGGUCAAUUCGGUGUUGGUUUUUACUCUGCUUACCUUGUUGCUGACAAGGUUCAGGUUAUCACCAAGCAUAAUGAUGAUGAACAAUAUAUCUGGGAAUCUGCUGCUGGUGGCUCUUUCACUAUUACCCGAGAUACAGUAAAUCCUUCUUUGGGUCGUGGUACUGAAAUGCGUCUUUUCUUGAAGGAAGAUCAAUUGGAAUACCUCGAAGAACGCAGAAUUAAGGAUAUUGUUAAGAAGCACUCUGAAUUCAUCUCUUAUCCUAUCCAAUUGGUUGUUGAAAAGGAAAUUGAAAAGGAAGUUUCUGAUGACGAAGCUGAAGAAGUUACCACUGAAGGUGCCAAGAUUGAAGAAGUUACCGAUGAAGAUGAAAAGAAGGAACAAAAGAAGAAGACCAUCAAGGAAAAGGUCACUGAAAACGAAGAGCUCAACAAGACCAAGCCUCUUUGGACUCGUAAUCCUGAAGAUGUCAAGCCAGAAGAAUAUGCUGAAUUCUACAAAGCCCUUACCAACGAUUGGGAAGAUCAUUUAGCUGUCAAACACUUCUCCGUUGAAGGUCAAUUAGAAUUCCGUGCUAUCCUCUUUGUUCCUAAACGUGCUCCCUUUGAUUUGUUCGAGAGCAAGAAGAAGAGAAACAACAUCAAGCUUUAUGUCCGUCGUGUCUUCAUCAUGGAUGACUGUGAAGAGUUGAUCCCUGAAUGGCUCGGUUUCGUUAAGGGUGUUGUGGAUUCUGAAGAUCUUCCUCUCAAUAUUUCUCGUGAGAUGCUUCAACAAAAUAAGAUAUUGAAGGUCAUUCGUAAGAAUCUUGUCAAGAAAUGCCUUGAAAUGUUCCAAGAAAUUGCUGAAGACAAAGAACAAUUUGACAAGUUCUAUGAAGCCUUCAGCAAGAAUCUCAAACUUGGUAUCCAUGAAGAUUCUCAGAACCGUGCCAAGCUUGCUGAAUUGUUGCGCUUCUAUUCCACCAAGUCUGGUGAUGAAAUGACCUCUUUCAAGGAUUAUGUCACACGUAUGGGUGAAAAGCAAAAGAACAUUUAUUAUAUCACUGGUGAAUCCCGUACUGCUGUUGAAAACUCUCCAUUCCUCGAAGGUUUUAAGAAGAAGGGUAUUGAAGUUCUUUUGAUGACCGAUCCUAUUGACGAAUAUGCUAUCACUCAGUUAAGAGAAUAUGAGGACAAGAAGUUAGUAUGCAUUACCAAGGAAGGUGCCGAAAUUGAAGAAGAUGAAGAAGAAAAGAAAGCUCGUGAAGAAGAGAAAAAGGAAUACGAAGGUCUCUGUAAGACUGUAAAAGACAUUCUCGGUGACAAGAUUGAGAAGGUCGUUCUUUCUCAAAUCUUAACUGACUCCCCUUGCGUCUUGACUACUGGUCAAUUCGGUUGGUCCGCUAACAUGGAACGUAUCAUGAAGGCCCAAGCUCUUCGUGAUUCUUCAAUGUCCAGCUACAUGGCUUCUAAAAAGACUUUCGAACUCAAUCCUACUCAUCCCAUCAUCAAGGCUCUUAAGGAGAAGGCUAGUGCUGACGCCAACGACCGCACUGUCAAGGAUCUUGUUACCUUAUUAUUCGAGACCUCUCUCUUGACAUCUGGUUUCUCUUUGGACGACCCCAGCUCUUUCGCUACUCGUAUUAAUCGUAUGGUUUCUCUUGGUCUCAGUAUCGACGAGGAAGAACUUGAAGAAGCUCCUGCUGAAAGUACUGAAGCCCCUGCCGAGGAAGUUUCUGAAACCUCCAAGAUGGAAGAGGUUGAUUAAACCAGCUGAUUUAAUUUCUUCCUUCUGUAUAUAUCACUUUUUUAUUUAUCUUCAUAUAUGUAUUUAUCCAGUGUUUUAAUCCUUUCUAGCAUUCAUAUCCCUUUUCAUUUAUAAUUACAUUUUCAAAUUAGAUUCUAGUUUGUUAAACUAUUGCAAAUAGUUUGUAAUAAAAGAUAUAUUCUCUCUGCAUGAGCCACUGAAAAUGCCUUGUGUUAAAGCCUUAUUUUGGUUCGGCAUUAUGCCAAUAAUGUUCUCAUAGAUAGAUAACAAUGUAACCCAACCUUUCCGGAACGGUGUUGGUUGUCAUGGAAUUAAAUAAUUCGUUUAGAAAGUAUCUGUCAGCUUCGAUUCAGGAAAGCAAGGAUAAUGCGUUUCCGGAGGGCAGUUGUAACUGCCCAAUAAGCUUCCA